This is a messenger RNA of Danaus chrysippus (African queen), 570 nucleotides long. The record is from the annotation of a GenBank genome assembly. Lineage: Eukaryota; Metazoa; Arthropoda; Insecta; Lepidoptera; Nymphalidae.
AUGUUGCUCACGACUGCGUCAAUUAUUCGAGGUGUUUCUGCAUUAGCGAAACAAUCGUCAAGUAGAGCGCUACACACCACUCUUUACGCUAUGGCUCCUAUUAAGGUCGGUGACAAACUGCCGUCGGUAGAUUUGUUUGAAGAUUCGCCGGCAAACAAAGUGAAUAUAUGUGAUCUUACUUCGGGUAAGAAGGUUGUGUUAUUCGCGGUACCCGGCGCCUUCACGCCGGGAUGUUCCAAGACGCAUUUGCCAGGAUACGUGCAGAAUGCGGAGAAACUCAAGUCAGAGGGGGUGGCGGAGAUCCUCUGUGUGUCCGUGAACGAUCCCUACGUCAUGGCAGCUUGGGGGGCCCAGCAUAACACAAAAGGAAAGGUCCGCAUGCUAGCUGACCCAAGUGGCAACUUUGUCAAAGCUCUUGACCUUGGAACAAAUCUUCCACCACUGGGAGGUUUACGUUCUAAAAGGUUCUCAAUGGUCAUUGAUGAUGGUAAGGUUGAAGAACUGAAUGUGGAACCCGAUGGAACUGGUCUGUCCUGCUCCCUCGCCGAUAAGAUCAAAGUGAAGAAGUAA